CGGGCAUCAAAUGCCCAUCAUUUGCGAGAUCCCGAUCAAAACUCGGAGCCUCGCUCCAUUCCGACGACACUCACCUCUUCUCAACAUCUGGCCUGACAAACAUGGGCAGCCUAUAUCCUAUUCCAGCAGGCAUAUCUCUCCUUCUGGCUGUACAUGGUCUACGUAAAGGCUCACUCUCCGAAUCAGGGGCCAUCUCCGCGUUCCUCGUUGGAUACGGACACUUGGCAAACCCGACCAAGGCUUUCGGCGUAGCUCUCAUCGUGUUCUACUUCAUAGGCUCCAGAGCGACGAAGGUCAAAGCAGAGAUCAAGGCGAAACUUGAAGAUGGGCCGGAUCCCUCUAAACCUGGAGGCAACAGAAAUGCCAUGCAGGUCAUCUCGAAUUGUAUCCCUUCGCUCUUAGCUGCGCUUUACUUUAGAUUCGGUCCACUAUCACCAAGUGAACGCCUCACGCAAUGCCCAGUCGACGGUUUACAGAAACAGCUCAUAUACCUCGCGUUAGGCCAACUCGCGACCAACUUUGGCGACACGCUCGCUUCGGAACUUGGUAUACUAUCACCCGUCCGGCCGCGAUACAUCCUCACCGCACGAUCAGUCCCACCAGGGACAAACGGGGCCGUAUCGACUUUGGGCCUGCUCAUGUCUGCCCUAGGAGGAGCCAUCACCAGCCUAGUGAUGAUCUUGACGCUGGUCAUUGAACGAAGGGCAUGUAAGAAUGAUUUGAGUUGGGCUUGGGAGAUGCUACUUUUCGGUAUGGGAGCAGGAUUCUUCGGGAGCCUCCUCGACACAGUCCUUGGAGCGACCUUACAAGAAACAAUGUACUCGACAAAGGACAAGCGCGUGCUCACUGACCAUUCGAGUCGGUCGACGAAAGAAGCUGGUCUCAAAAAACUGGGUUUCGGUCUAAACGUCCUCAGCAAUUCUGGAGUCAACUUUGUCAGCGGAACCAUCAUGGCGGGUCUGGGAUGGCUUUACGCCGCUUGAGGUAGAUGAAUGCAAAACCAAGACAAGCAUGACAGUUGGCGCUCAUAACAAUGCAGUCAUUUAAUGCAGCGGACCCUUGCCAUCGUUC
Kockovaella imperatae is the source of this 1071-nucleotide messenger RNA. RefSeq names its product integral membrane protein DUF92-domain-containing protein. Bases 102 to 983 code for a protein of 293 amino acids. NCBI's taxonomy places the organism in Eukaryota, Fungi, Basidiomycota, Tremellomycetes, Tremellales, Cuniculitremaceae. The record is from RefSeq and is a predicted model, not a curated record. The transcript has 6 exons. Gene Ontology annotation, cellular component: membrane.